This is a messenger RNA of Phytomonas sp. EM1, 714 nucleotides long. Lineage: Eukaryota; Euglenozoa; Kinetoplastea; Trypanosomatida; Trypanosomatidae. The record is from the annotation of a GenBank genome assembly.
GACUAUUUCUCAAAGGGACUAUUAGCAGUUCAUUCCACAAAUCAGUAUCAUUUAGGCAGAGAAAAAGGGCAAAUUAAACACUAACACGAUGACUACCGAUUACAGAAAAACAGUGACAACCUAUAUUGCCCCUCAAGAUGAGGAAAAAUUGAUAGACCGCCUUUACACACGUUCUAUCGAGAGAAAAAAAGCUAUAAUCGAGGAAUCGGAGCGGCGCUUUUACCCAGUAGCUGAACCAACUAAAAUAUCUGCUGAACAGCUCCAAAAAAGUAUAGAACGACAAGUUUACCGUGAAAUGGCGAGGCGGCAGGCUCGCGCCCAGGAAGCUGAUGCGUCGCUCUACGGCCCCAAUAACGGUGCCGCUGCGCGCUCGGUCUCCGGGAAAGGAAGGAUUGCUGCGCAAACCUUGACAAAUGAUGAAGUGGCCGACUCCGUAUUAAGGCUUUACAAUCAGUCGUUAGAGCGAAGAAAGGCAAAUAUGUCGGAAAGCGAGAACCGGUAUCUGUUCCACCCACCCGAGUCGAAGAAAUUGCCCAAGGGGGAGAUUCAAGAAUAUAUCAACAAAAUGAGCCAGCCACGAAAAAGGGAAUACACCAUUGAUGAGAUCAAUAAGAUAUAUGGAUUUAUGUGAAAGGAGGAUUAUUGAUCCAACUUCUCCACACUUUACAUGUACAAAUUGCUAUUAUACUGACGUUAUCUGCUUAAAUGUAAAAA